AUGGGGAAGCAGACUGUCUCAUCAAGACCAAGGGCUCACACGACCACCGGGACACCCAAACAGCAGCCCCACGAAUCGCCACGGCCCAGCAACCUGCACCACCAACGUGCAGCGGCCUACAACGUUCCUGAUAAUGUGCACAGUCCAGCAAAUAAUGGCUCUCUACGGGAGCCUAGAAGAAGUAACACCGCCGCCGCCAACCGCAGUCGCAGUGCUGGAACAUAUGCGCAAAAGCGAUUGAGUCCGGUUGCAGACAAAGGUUUGCCCCUUCGCGGAGGACAAGCUCGCUCCAUACAUCCCAACAAGGACCCUCGAUGGAAUGAGAUGAUCGGGGUUGCCCUGAGCAGCCCAACCGUGGACUUGUUCCCCGUACCACCCACUACAAGAAUCACUCCGUUGUCUUCUAUCGCCGCCAAAAGUGCCCCAACAAGUGCAGGUAAAAGGGAAGUACACACGGGCAGCGGUGGCCGGAUGCAGCCCCGUGCCAGCACGGCCCCGAGCACAGUGUCAAGCACAAUUUCAAACACAGUCACUGCCAAAAAGCCACUGCAGCGGAAACCUAGUAAAUGGAAGAAGUUCGGCGGCCUGUUCCGUGCAAAACAGGUCGAGUCCCCGCAAAACGAGUUCUUCUACCAGGUCCAGGUCAAUGACAAACCUCUUCGCCCUGCAAAGAGCCCCAAUUUCCAGCCUCAGGUAUACAUUGGCAACCAGUACCCGUCAAACUCAAUGGAUGCCGUGAACUCGUCAAAGACAAGCAUAGACUCGAGAUCUCAGGCUCGUCAGAGCGCCCACCAUCGUCAUCAACGCCAACGCACUGCCAACGGCUCAGAUCCAGUCAGUAGGCCUCAUCUGGACCUGUGUCCAUCGUCAGGCCGAUCUUCUUCACCCGAAGAAUCCCCUAAGCAAGCUCGAAAGAGGACUCCAGCUAAACUAGUCAAGAACGCCGAGAUAAGAAGGUAUUGGAACACAACAGCAGAUGAACCUGAAUCAGCACCGGAUCUUCUCCAGACUACCCCCAGCGGCUCGCCUUUCCUUUCAGUGGAUAUACCCAGCAUUGAAAUGGAGAGGUAUAGUGUCAUGUUUGGCGGGCUGAUCGAUAAUAAUGCACCAUCUCUACUGGCCAGACGGAGUAGGGCACUGAACAAGCUAAAAAUUCCUGACAAGGAGGAAGAUGAUGGCCCAUUACCUCCUCCAAGACGUGCUACUUCUCCUGGGCCUGCCAGGUCACCAGUUUUUUCACUUUUCCCGUCCACUCCAACAGAUAAGCAGUCCAAAAUAUUAGGAUCAUAUUGUCUUCCUCGCCAAUCACCACGCCAAAAGCGGUCAAACACUCACCCGUCUCCGCAUAAGGCUCUUUUUGAACGCUGGGGCCAUGAUGGUGGUAGAGGUGGGCUAGAUUCUCCUCGAGAUUUACAGCCUCCCACUUUUCCAAACGCGGAUGAUGCCAGCGAUGGGUCGCUGUAUUCACCUACAAGCUAUGAUGAAGAAUACCUCAACCCAGUGCGUUUACAGGUCAAUCCUCCGGUCAAGCUGGUUGAACCAGAUUGGGAGAUGGUGACACCGGCUCAGAACAAAAGGAAUGAACACAAACCUCCAAAGAACCGCUAUCCGCUGCUGAGUCCGACUCCGAGCAGUAACCUCUCUGAACCCGGCGAGCAACUGAACGGAUCCAUCCCUCAAAUCAUCCAUCCAUCAACACCUCCUCAAAACAGCAUCACAAACCAUGACUACACUGCGCACCCCCGUGUCGAUUCCCUCAGGCCCAAGACAGCUUCUUCCUGCCCUCCUUCAAAGUCGGGUCACAAGCAAAGUCUAUCCAUAGACUCAAUGUCCGACGACCUACACAGUGAUAUCCAUACAGCUCAAAUCUCAAUCGCACGUUCCGUAUCCGUAAGUAAGGGACAGAAAAAGAUUCUAGUCCCCGUCGGUGCAAGAACAGGCUUCCUCCGACCUGGUGAGCGAUUUGUCGAAAAGCGCGCAGGUAUCCCAGCCCAGCUGGCGGUUCAACCUGGCCAUCGCUAUGCAAAGUCUAGAAACGCUUUGAUCGAGAACGCCUAG
This is a messenger RNA of Trichophyton benhamiae CBS 112371, 2058 nucleotides long. RefSeq lists its product as uncharacterized. Bases 1 to 2058 code for a protein of 685 amino acids. The transcript is spliced from 2 exons. The record is from RefSeq and is a predicted model, not a curated record. Lineage: Eukaryota; Fungi; Ascomycota; Eurotiomycetes; Onygenales; Arthrodermataceae.